AUGGGUGAGAUUAGCGCUGGGACCAGCGUUAGUGUUCACUCGUUUUAUCAGGCCGGCCACAGUGCCUCCAUGCGCGGCAGUGGAGCAGCCAUGCGACGCAGCAGUGUUCAAGCACAAACGAGUCCAAUUCUAGUGGUGAUCGCAGGGGGAGACGUGGGCGAAGUCAAAGAACUCUCAUUGGAUGAGAUGACAAUAGCUUUCAAGGGCAAGUCCACAUUGAAAUUGUACAAUCCGAACAAACCGGAUAAAUAUGGUUUCAAGGCAUUUGUUUUGAGUGACGCCAAGUCAGGGUAUGUUCUGGAGUGGUCCCUGUACACUGGACAGCAUGGUGAUGAGGCCACUGAUGUAGGUGCCACCCAUCUUCUAGUUCGGCAGCUGAUGGCCCAGCACAUAGGGAAAGGGCAUGAGCUAUUUAUGGAUAGCUACUACACGUCACCAGCUGUAGCAAAUGAAUUGGCCAAUAAUGACACUGGCUUGUGUGGGACAGUCAGUAGCCAAAGGCGAGGUAUGCCAAAGGCUAUGAGAAAAACUGAGUUGCCCUUGGCCAGAGGAGAUGACCCAGUGUUCAUGAGGAAUGGCAAAAUGUUGGCAUGUGCGUGGCAUGACAUAAAGCGUUUCCAUUUGUUGUCCACUCUUCAUGGGAACUCGUGUGUCCGGAAACGGAUCAGAUCCAAAAACACAGACAGUGGCUUUCGGAACAUAAAUAAACCAGUGUGUGUGGAUAGGUACAAUUCAUUCAUGGGGGGAGUAGACACAGCUGACCAGAGGAUGAAAACCUACCUCUUUCCACAUCGGUCAAAGAAGUGGUAUAGUCGGAUUGUGAACGCAAUCCUUAGCAUAAGCGUGGUCAAUGCCCAUAUAAUUUACUGCAGCAUGACUGCCGGUCCACACAAGACACUGAAGGGCUUUGUGCAGGAUGUUAUUACUUCUCUGCUUGAGGGCUUCUCCAAGAGAGAAAAAAAAAUACGGGGAAGGCCUUCAGCAGAGGGGGGAGAAAGGCCACUGAGGCUUACAGAACGCCACUGGCUCUGUGCUGCUGACGAUCGUCCAGACUGUGCUGUUUGCUCCGAUCGUAGCCGCCCUAAAGGUCGUCAUCAGACACAAUACAGGUGCAAACAGUGUGGGGUAGGCCUGUGUGCUGUUCCAUGCAAUGAGAGGUUCCACACCCUGACAAACUAUAAACAGUGUCAUCUGGAUAGAUAG
Messenger RNA from Alosa sapidissima (American shad), 1203 nucleotides. RefSeq names its product piggyBac transposable element-derived protein 4-like. Lineage: Eukaryota; Metazoa; Chordata; Actinopteri; Clupeiformes; Clupeidae. Bases 1 to 1203 code for a protein of 400 amino acids. The transcript has 3 exons. The record is from RefSeq and is a predicted model, not a curated record.